Messenger RNA from Alexandromys fortis (reed vole), 1470 nucleotides. RefSeq names its product F-box and WD repeat domain containing 12 (gene Fbxw12). NCBI's taxonomy places the organism in Eukaryota, Metazoa, Chordata, Mammalia, Rodentia, Cricetidae. Gene Ontology annotation, molecular function: protein binding. Gene Ontology annotation, cellular component: cytoplasm. The record is from RefSeq and is a predicted model, not a curated record.
AUGCCUUCUAAAAGAUACAGCCAUGCCCCAAACCCUGGAACUUGUAUCACCUUUGACGACAAAGGUGUGAGGUGGGAUGGGGGAUGGAGCAAGUCAGGGAGAAGAGCAAGUGUGGGCUUAGGCCAGGAAAGAUGGAGAUUUUUUUUGCCUAGUGUGUCUUUAUGGGAAAUCUUCUCCUAUCUGCACGCCUUCAGCUUGCUCCAGGCUGCCCAGGUGAACAAGAGCUGGCCUGAGGUUUCAGGCAGUGAUCUCCUGUGGAGGAAGCUGUGUCUGAAAAGAUGGCCCUGUUGUGACAUCCGCCUAGAACUCCUGAACGCACAGGAAAGUUGGAAGCAAUUCUUCCUUCGCCAAACUAGGCAAGAACACUCUAUGACCCGGGCCAAGCCAGAAGACUUCAUCUACAAAGAAAUACUUGGGGACUUCGGAUUGGGUAAUGUGAACUAUCUCUCGGGGAGUGGCUUGACCAGAGAAGGACAAGGAAGAUCGGUUGUCUGCUUGGUAAUAUCCUUGACUCGCCUUUUCGCCUGGGAUCUUCAAGAGGGUGUUAUGACCUGGGCAAGCCCAGCACAGUCUACCAAGAUUGAGAGAGUGGCUACCCCCUCUGAGAUGCACAUUGCAAUCACUGUAGAUAUGGAAUCAACCAUCAAGGUGUGGAACUGUCGUGAGACUAACGCCAUGUCUGCUUCCUGUGGGUCGCUGGAAGCUGUCCUUACAAAGGAUGGCCCAUUUGUCUUGGCCAUGGAUCUGUCAGUUCACUGGACUGUCUUCAUGGUCUCUACCAGGUUAGAGUCCCAUGGAAUUCAUAAAGUUACAGCCUUCUGGUUACCAUAUUAUAUCGAGGGCCUAGGAUGGAUGGGAGUCAGCGAUAAGAAUGCAAUUGUGUUUUCAAGCAAGUCAUCUCUAUUUGUCUAUAACAUGCAAGGCAUCCAGCUGCAGAGAUUUGAAGGCUGCCUGCAAAGGACCAUGAAAUUACUAGUGGAUCCCCUCCACGUCAUCUCUACAUUUACUGAUGGUUCUUUGGAUGUAUACACGUGGGAGGAGAGAAGACUAUACCUCAGGAAGUGUUACCGUCUACAAAACGAGACACAUGUGGGACCAACAAGAGCUGCCCUCAGACAGCCUGAAAGAAGUUCGGCAAGUGGGAAGAGCAUCCUCCUGUCAUGGCCACCUGCAGCAGAUGCGGUGCCUGCGCAUCACCCCUGCAGCUGCGCUGCAGUUUUCCACUCGCCCCAGCUGCCUGCUUUUCUCUUCAAGCUCAAUGCUGGGGACAGCUGCUCCACCUCUGGUGUGUGGAGACCUGGCCUGAGGAAGCUGCAGUUCACACCCCCUCUAACGCCCGCCAUCUGUGAAGUGGCUCUGGACAAACUGUCCUUUCCUGACAAGGACUUUGGAGAUGACAAAGAAGGCCCCCUCUUGGAAAUGUAUCAGCCCAUCUCUUCAAACCUUCAGGAAGCAGAGCCUGCCACCUGA